GGAUCCGCCCCAUCUCAGCCUCCCAAAGUGCUGGGAUUACAGGCCUGAGCCACCGAGCCCAGCCUAGGAACGCUCUUAUAAAAGGAGUCGUAGAUUGCAGCCUUUUCCGCCUGGCUUCUGUCCCUCUGCAGGGUGCACCUGGGAUUCAGCCACCUUCGUUCCUUUUACCCCCGAGUGUCCGUCACGUGCUGCCCUGCAGCCUGGUCGUGCCCCCACGGAAGGGCGUUUCCUUGUUCCGAGUUCUCAGUGAAUGAAGUCCCUAUAAACAGACAUGUUCAAGUUCGCUGUAAACACAGUUUUCAUUUCUCCCGGGUAGAGAACUCCGUAAGUAGGUAGGGUCGUGGAAUGUUUCGCUGUGUGAGACUCUGCCAGGAAGUUUUCCAGUGUGGUCCUGUCUUGUUCGUCCCACAGAGGAUGAGAGUUCCACUGACUCCUGGCCCUCACGGGCUCUAGGGAUUGCGCGUGUUUCUGUGGAACGCCGUCCACGGUCUCCGAGGUGUGAACAGCGGUUUCCAAAAGUUUCCAGGCUGCGUCUUCCCACCGACUGAUGCUCAGCGUGUUCUCAUCUCCCCUCCGGAUGUUUUCUUUGGAUGUCCUUAGGCUCCCUGCUGUCUCCAGGUCCUCUUCUCCUGCCUCACUCUCACUCCAGAGGACUGGCAGUGCUGGCCUCCCUGGCAGGACCCCCAACCCUGACCAGAGGUUUCUGGGUGGUGUGCUCUGAGGCCACCUGCUGCUCCUUGCCCAGUGUCCCUGGGUGCUCUGUGGGAACACAGAGAGGUCACUUGGGAGGUUCCGGCCUCUGCCAGCCUGCGGCGCCUUCCUGACGUCAUUGCCCCCCGCAUGCUUACACAACCAGUGAUAAGGUGGUAUCCAAUGCCAUAAUCCUCCCCAGGGCCGGCCCAGCCCCGUCUGGUCCUGUCUGGUCCCUGGCCUGCUUGCUGGAAGCCCAGCUGGGGGCUGCAUCGGGGGUGGUGGGGGUCUGGGGUGAGGGGUGCCCAGGCCUCUCUCACAGCGUGGGGGCACAAGCUCUGCCCUGGACACUCUGCCAGUGUGACCCUACCCACAUGUUGGUGGUGAGAGAAGGGGGCUUUCUGGGUGGCCAGACCCCAGGAGAGGGGCCUAGCCAGAGCAACCCCAGCCCAGUUGCCUGCAGCUGCACCCCAAGGGCCCUGGCUCAGCCCAGCCAGACAGGGUGUGGACAGAGGGGCUUGGGCACGAGUCCAGGCAAGCCAGGACAAGUCUCUGCUAUGGCUUGGCAGUGACCCCGUGAUUGGUGACAUGUCUGGCAGGCCUAGGGGACAAAUCCUCAGCCCGGGUGCGUCAGGCCAGAGCCUGGCUGUCUGGAGCCCUCCAGGAAAUGUCCCCCGGGGCUGGGGGACGCCCGAGUGAUUGUGUCAAACAAUGGACAAGAGGGCUGGAGUCUCGGAGCCGAAGUGCCUUCCGCUUCCAUCUGCUCCGCCCAGGAGCAGGUGCACCCAGGUGGUGGCCUGGGCUAUAAAGCUGGCUCCCUGGGGCUUGGGGACUCAGCACCAGGGGCUGGAGGGCAGGUGAGGCGAUGACGUUGUUCCUGCUCAGCGCAAUCCUGGCCCUGCUCUGGGCGCCCACGGCACAGGCUGAGGUUCUGCUGCAGCCUGACUUCAAUGCUGAAAAGUUCUCAGGCCUCUGGUACGUGGUCUCCAUGGCAUCUGACUGCAAGGUCUUCCUGGGCAAGAAGGACCACCUGUCUAUGUCCACCAGGGCUAUCAGGCCCACAGAGGAGGGCGGCCUCCACGUCCACAUGGAGUUCCCGGGGGCGGAUGGCUGUAACCAGGUGGAUGCCGAGUACCUGAAGGUGGGCUCCAAGGGACACUUCAGAGUCCCAGCCUUGGGCUACCUGGACGUGCGCAUCGUGGACACAGACUACAGCUCCUUCGCAGUCCUUUACAUCUACAAGGAGCUGGAGGGGGCCCUCAGCACCAUGGUGCAGCUCUACAGCCGGACCCAGGACGUGAGUCCCCAGGCUCUGAAGGCCUUCCAGGACUUCUACCCGACCCUGGGGCUCUCCGAUGACAUGAUGGUCAUGCUGCCCAAGUCAGACGCCUGCAGCCCUGAGAGCAAGGAGGCACCCUGACACCUCUGGAGCCCCGCCCCGGCCCUUCCCAGGUGGAGCCACGGCAGCAGGCGCCUUCGCCCCUGAAGUCGAGACCCACAGCCCUCGGGGACCACCUGGAGCCUCUCCAUCCUCCGACCCCUGCCUGUGGGAUGCCUCGUGGGACGCCUCUUUCUAUUCAAUAAACAGAUGCUGCAGCCUCAC
Chlorocebus sabaeus (green monkey) is the source of this 2293-nucleotide messenger RNA. The record is from RefSeq and is a predicted model, not a curated record. NCBI's taxonomy places the organism in Eukaryota, Metazoa, Chordata, Mammalia, Primates, Cercopithecidae.